AAAAAUGGAAGAAUCACCAGCAACAGCUGAACCUCUAAUUUAAUGUAAGAUAUUUUUCAUAGCAGUAGUAACUCUAGGUAAUAAUGUAGAACCAGAGAACAAAACUAUUUACAAUUUUAUGGAUAUAACUAAAGUUCAUAGCGGAUCUGAUCUAAUUGAAGCUGCAAAAAAAAAUAAAAUGCCAAUAUUAAAUGCAUCUGUAGACACUGUGCCAAAUAUUUACGACCUUGAAGAUAGCGAAAAACGAACAGUCUUGCAUUAUUUAGCAUUAAAUUCUAAUUCAUUUAUAUUUAAUAGGCUUUUGAUUAAAUUUCAGUCUUAAGCAAAAGAAUGGUUGUAAAAAUAAGAUAAAUAUGAUCUUUAAGCCAUUCAUUAUUUUAUUUAUUCAGGUAAAAUUGAUAUGCUAGAUGAAAUAUCUAGAUAUUAUAUUCCCAAAAAUCUAUUAGGAAUGGCUGCAAUUAAAAAUGAUGUUUUGACAAUGAUACUAAUUAGAGAAAAGCUUAAGGAAGAAACUUUUAAAAAUAAAUAUCAAGAUGCUGUCACACCUUUACAUUUAGCUUGCUCUACUAAAAGUGAUUAUGCUGCUAUAGUUCUGAUGAAAUGGAAGCAUCCAAUAAAUAUUUAAGAUGCAAAUGGAAAUACACCAUUGCAUAUUGCUGCUUUGAAUAAUAGUUAUAAAUUAAUAAGAAAAUUAAUUUAAAGAGGUGGAAGCAUUAAUAUUAGAAAUAAAAAAGAUUAGUUACCAAUAGAUUUGGCUGAGGAUUACUAAACUCUUGAUGCUUUAAAAUCAUUUCGAUUUUCUUGGAAAUCUCUAUUACUUUAAUUAAAUUUGAAACCAAGUAUCAACUAUUAUAUUUAGGAAAAAGAUCAUAUAUGUAGUCUUUAAUAUUUUUAUUAUUUUUUUCGAUCACAAAUUUUGGGACUAUAUUCUUGGUUUAAAAUUCAACAAACAAAGACUAAAAUACAGGAAGUUUUAUUAUGUUCAUAAUAAUUGUUACAUUAUUUUUCAUCUGUUUUUUAUUGGUUUCAUAUUCAAAUCCUGGAUAUGCUAAUACAAAAGACGAGUAUUUAUUCAUAUAAUAAAAUUAGAUAAAAUUUGAAGUCUUUAUUAAAUAAAUUGGAACCUUUUGAAAUUUGUUACGAUUGUUUUAUUUAAACUCCUGAUAGAUCAAAGCAUUGUGAAUUUUGUAAAAGAUGCGUUAUUAAAUAUGAUCAUCAUUGUCCUUGGGUUAAUAAUUGCGUAUUAUAUAAUUACUUUAUUUUUAGGUUGGAAAUGACAAUUAAUCAAUAUUUUGGUUAUUUCUUUUAUUCUUAUUUCUUGAUUUUCUUUUAAUAAUAAUACUUGGAAUUUUGGCAUUGACAGAUUAAAAUACAAUGGAAAAUAAUAACUUUACAAUUUUAAUUAUACUAACUAUCAUUGAAUUUUUGUUUAUGAUUCCAUUAUUAAAUUUGAUACUCACAUAGAUAAGAAAUUAUUAUUCUGGUUUAACAACAUAUGAAAGAUUAGUAUUAGGAAAACCUUCUACAAAAAAAAGAGAAUCCAUAAUUUAAAAGAUGUCAAUUGUUUAAUAAGGAUGA
Molecule: messenger RNA, 1578 nt
Organism: Paramecium primaurelia
Lineage: Eukaryota; Ciliophora; Oligohymenophorea; Peniculida; Parameciidae
Source: the annotation of a GenBank genome assembly